Messenger RNA from Oryza sativa Japonica Group (Japanese rice), 4255 nucleotides. The record is from RefSeq and is a predicted model, not a curated record. Lineage: Eukaryota; Viridiplantae; Streptophyta; Magnoliopsida; Poales; Poaceae.
UGUCAAAAUUUGGCCCAUCUGUAGAUGCGCUGGGCUGCAGGUCUGGUAGCUUUGCAGUCCAAGCAAAUUGAGCCCAAAAUAAUGGGUUUAAUUCCCCGUGGAACUCGAAUAUUCCUCUCUUCCUCCGGAGUCCGGAGUCCACACACACUCAUAUUCCCAUUAUUUCGCUGCAGUUGCUGUCGAAAUCGCUCUCGCUAGCCUCGCUCGAUCUCGGCGCGACGCGACGCGCGCGCGCACAGGCAAGCGGCGGCCGGCCGGCCGGCAUGGUGGUCUCGUACACGCAGGAGCACGUGUACCGCCACCCGUGGCACCGGGUGACCGCGGCGGCGUGGCGCAAGUUCACGGACGCGGACGCGCGGGCGGCGCCGCUGUCGCACAUCCUCGAGGUGCACACGCUGUCCCGCCGCGUCGACGCUGGAUCGGGGCGCAUCGACGCCGUGCGCGCCAUCGCGGGGCGGGCGCCGCCGCUCCCGCUCCUCCUCCGCGGCCUCGUCGCCGCCGCCGACGUGGUGCUCUGCGUCGAGCACACCACCGUGGACGGGCCCGCACGGGCCAUGCGGGUGAUCUCCCGCAACGCCAACCUCCGGGCGCUGGUGCACGUCGAGGAGACCUGCAGCUACCGCCCGCACCCGGAGCGGCCCGACGAGUGGACGCUGUUCCGGCAGGAGACGAGCAUUCGGUGCGCGCCGCUCGCUGCCGUGGCGGCCUGGGCGGCCGAGAUGGUGGAGCGGCGGUGCGCGGAGAGGUUCAGGCAGAACGCGUCCCAGGGGAGGGAGGUCGUCGAGACGAUCUGUGAACGCCUCGCGCUUGCAGAUCACUGACUGCUCGGUCUAGACGAAGAACAUUCUCAAACUUCAAUUCUGCUUCGGCAUCGAAAGGGAAAGGAUUUGUCUAGAGAUUGCCAGUUGCAGAUUUGCAGCAUUUUCGAAUGAAAAAAUGUCGUUUCUUGAUGUUGCGAACACUGUAAAUUGUAACGAAGUUUUACAUCUGCGGGAUUCCACGCGUGGGAGCGCCGCUCUGUCCCGAGAUGUUUCUCUAAAUUUUCUGCGUUUGGAACGGCAUCGAAUGCGCCGACCUGUCAACCUGUGAAGUGAGACACGAUCGCCUGAGAGCUCCGGACGUUGACACGAUCACCUGAGUCCUGAGGCUGAGGUGAGAAGAGCGCGGCCUGUGCCAGAAAACUCCAGGCGUGGACACGAUCACACGACGAAUAUGCGGACGGAAAUCGAACAACAGAGCAGACGUCGUCGUCUGAACAGGUAUUGCUGAAAUCUUUCCAGGGGCUCUGCCUGUUUCGUUAUGCCGUGGGGUCGCGGUGGGCCAAAUAAAGAUCCAUAUUUGUGCACGAGAAAAGCUGCCAUAAUAGCCCACGAAAUUCGGCUUGCCCUAAGCCUGUAAGCCUAAUUCAGCCCAUAAAUAUCGACAGAUUGAACAGCCCAUCAUGAUACCACCCAUUUCACGUUCGGAAAAGUACACCGAAGGUCCCUCAACUUGCUACCGAGAUAAAAAACGUCCUCGAACCGCAAAACCAGAUAUCAAGGUUCCUUAACUUACCAAAACCGGUUACAAUAACUCAUUCGGUGGUUUUGAGCCCGUUUUUAUCCUACGUGGCAGCUGAGUCAGCAUGUACCCCACGUGUCAGACUGCCACGUCACAUCUCUUCCUUGGUGUACUUUUUCCUUCACGGGGAGGAGUCAAGGGGGGUUCCACUUCCUUUUUCUGUUCUUUCUUGUUUUAUUUUGUCUCUUUCUCUCUGUUUCUUCACUUCGCCGUUCUCUCUCUCUGCCUUUUUUUUUCCUCCUCACGCGUCACACGCGCGCAGCAGAGGAAGGGCGCCAGCGACGCAGGUGAUGGGCGGCGGCGGUGGGGAAGAGGGGCCGGCAGCGUGGAAGGGGGAGAGCUUGGCGGCAAGGAGAGGGAGCCUGGUGGCGGCGCGGUUGCACGCAGGAGGAGAGAGGCUGCGAGGCGCGGCGGCUUGGCAGCGCGGCCGGGAGACGGCGCAGAGGGGAGGAAUCGAGGUGGCGCCAGGCGGAGGAGGGAGGGAAGGGAGUGGCGCCGGGAGGAGAAGGACGGGGCGCCAAUUGGAGGGGGCGCCAGCGGCGGCAUCGGCUCCGAUUGGGUGAUGGCCGGCUAUUAACGACCCAGGCCUCGUGUUUUUCAUCAACACCGGCGCAUCGCCGCGGCGCGGCGGUCGGCGCCUGAGGGAAAAGGGGUGGCUACUCGGCGGUGCCCGUCUAGGUGCGACGACAUUUUGGGGUGGAUGAAGACAAGUAGACGACGACGAUGGCGGCUUUAGUGGCGAAGGCGGAGGUGGUUGCGGGCGCGCGCGGGGGCGGGGAAGCAGCUGCACGGGGGACGGCCGGCGAGCGCAAGCGGCGGGGGAGGAGCAGCGUGUAGGCGGCGUGCAGCGGAGCGGCGCGCGGGCGGGCGGCGGCGGCAGGGGAAGCAGCAGCCCGGGCGGUGCCGCUCCACUGCCUUCUCCAUCCUUCUCCGCCGGCAGGGAGAACAGCUCGCCGCCGCCGGCGAGUUCGAGGACGAAGUCGACCGCUACUGGCCGCCCUCCCCAGACAAGAGGGAGAGAGGAGGAGGAAGGGAGCAGCGAUCCUGCUCCUCGUCACCGUCAGGCUCCCUGCUGGCGUCAUGCAGUGAGUCAUGAAGCGGCGGCGCAAGAGUCGAGGCCGCCGCAGGGGGCGGUGUGGCUACAUGAGGGGGCAAGAGGAGGGCCGCCCCGGAAGAGUCGCUGUCGGGGAGCGCCAAGGCGAUUAUCGCGGCCGCAUCAAUGUUCGAUAUGAUGGACGACGAGGUGGCGUCGACGACAGCGUGGGGGCGCGGCAAAACUGACGCGGCUGAGGCGGCGUCGGAGCUGGAGCUCAAGAUCAUGUGCUCCUGGUUCUACAGUAGCGGCUUCUAGCGGAGCCCCUCCUCCGGCUCCAGCUCCCACGCCUCCUCCCUAUGUCGGAAGAUGACGACAACGAGGCUGGCGUCCUCCGCUUGGCUCCGCCACCCCGUCGGCUUCGGGUGCCGUCACUCCGCCCGCGCGUCUGCUCACCGCCGCCCCACUCCGUCCCGCCAGGCGCCAGCUUCGCGUGGCGCUGGUGACUCAGCGACGAAGACCAAGGUUAAAGCACCACGGUGGACAAAACCAGUGCCACGUAGGAUAAAACCGUGUGAAAUACUGCCCUGGGACUACUUGUGACCGGUUUUGGUAAGUUAAGGGACCUUCGAUAUCUGGUUUUAUGGUUCGAGGACGUUUUUUUAUCUCGGUGACAAGUUGAGGGACCUUCGAUGUACUUUUUCCUUUCACGUUGGACCAAAAAAGGCAGCCCAGUUUUCAGCGUGUCCCCUACGCGGCCCAAUCUGCAAAACGCGCACGCGGGCAUCACGACGACUCUCCUGGAAGCCGGAAGGUGCGGUCAAACCGGCGUCGUCCGGAAGCGGACAUCGGCCCCGGGAGCGAGUAAACGAAGGUUGACGGCUCGACGCGUGUGCGACCCUGAACUGUCCCGUGCUGGGCUGGCGCUCGUGCUCAGUGGCCGGGAGACACGCGGUGGCGAGCGUCACACACGUGUGAAGCGCAGCGUCGCCGCCGGGUUCGAUCACAGCCGCCGCCGUUCGACGGAGGAUAUCACACCAGCUGCCGGCCAUCCACCCACAAUCGCCACGUCUAAACUCCACAAACAAUUAUGUAGUAAACUCCUGAAGUGCAAAGCCACUAGUAGCAUCAUCCUGAACUGGAACUUUAUGAGCGAAAAAGGAGCACUUGGCAAAGGUGAUUCUAGGGUCAAGGGAUAGCAAUCCAAAGCCAAUCGAAAUAUCAAGUCGGUCCGCAAACUGGAACGGACACACCGACGCUGACGCUCUCUGUUGCCCGCAAGACGGACGGUGACGUGUUGCGGCAGUAAUAUACAGUCCUGUUGAUAUCUUCGGUUGGAUGUGGUUUUCCUGGUUGUCGUGCUUCCGGUAAAGGAUUGGUACAGCCAGCCAAGGCGGCUUUCAAAAGUUAUACCUGCAGCUAGUUUUCUGGUACUAGCUCAUUGUCCUGUCAGUCACUUGAGCGGUACUCGACCUCAUCCUUUUGAGCAAUGGUCCAGCCUUUCGAUGCCUUUAUAUCAUGGAUAUUAUUCCACGCCGACUUCAAUUUUCCAGGGAACAGCUAAUUCAAUGGAAACCAUGAAGGAUUAAGCAUUAAGCAUCUUAGGUUAUUUUUGAGGGACCGAAUUAAGCUCAAUUAACAUCGAAUUAUGAUGUAGGUAUA